Auanema sp. JU1783 is the source of this 1347-nucleotide messenger RNA. The record is from the annotation of a GenBank genome assembly. Lineage: Eukaryota; Metazoa; Nematoda; Chromadorea; Rhabditida; Rhabditidae.
AUGGAAAAACAAAUGGACGGCAGCGAGCCACGAGUUUUUCGGAAACGAUGGGCCAUCCUCAUUAUGUUCAUUUUGCUUAGUGCUAGUAAUGGAGCACAAUGGAUACAGUAUUCUAUCAUUGCAGGAUUAGUCUCAGACUUUUACGACGUCAGCUAUACGGCUGUUGAUUGGACGAGCAUGAUUUACAUGUUGACUUACAUAUUCUUCUUCAUUCCAGCAGCUUGGCUCCUGGAUAGAUAUGGCUUGCGUGUGUCGAUCCUUCUUGGAGCAGCUGGAAACUGUAUUGGAGCUUGGAUCAAAAUUUUAUCCACUAGCCCUGAUGCCUUCUGGAUCACCUUCAUCGGACAAACUAUUGUGGGCGCUUCACAAAUGUUCACAUUAGGAAUUCCUCCAAGAUUGGCUGCCGUUUGGUUUGGACCUGAUGAAGUAUCCACAGCUUGUGCAGCUGGUGUGUUCGGCAAUCAACUUGGAAUAGCCGUAGGUUUUGUGCUUCCUCCUUUGCUAGUUCACAACGGGACAACAAACGCUGUUGCUUGGGAUUUGAAUGUUUUGUUUUUGUCAUCAGCAGUUGUGAACACGCUCAUCUUUGUCUUAAUAAUUCUCUUCUUUACAUCAAAGCCUUCUGUGCCUCCCAGUUUGGCCCAACUAACGGCUCAGGAAGAAAAAGCUUUUGAUUCCAACUUUUGGAGCACCUUGGCGAGCCUCUUGACAUCCAGGAACUUUGUACUACUCUUUGUAACAUAUGGUAUAAACACCGGGGUUUUCUAUGCUGUUUCAACUCUUUUAUCUCAAAUGGUCUUAUCCUUCUAUCCUGAUGAGACUGAGACAGUCGGUCAGAUUGGUUUGGUUAUUGUAUUGGCCGGAAUGAUUGGAUCGGUAGUUGGAGGAUACUCGUUGGAUAAAUUCAAAAAAUUCAAAUGGACCACUAUUCUCGUUUAUCUAUUCUCCUUCCUUGGGAUGCUGUCCUUCACUUUCACUCUUAACAUGGGAUCAAUCGCUAUAGUAUUCCUGAACGCGUUUCUCUUAGGCUUCUUCAUGACAGGAUAUCUACCGAUUGGUUUUGAGUUUGCUGCUGAAAUUACUUACCCUGCAGCUGAAGGUACAACUUCGGGACUUCUGAACGCAAGUGCUCAGAUUUUCGGCAUAAUUUUAACGCUAUUUAUGGGAUAUGUAAUGCAUGGUGUUAGCAUUUUCGCAUGCAAUAUUAUCAUGACAAUGGUACUCUUGGUGGGUACAGUAUUGACAGCUUUAAUCAAGGAGGAAUUGAAAAGACAGAAAGCACAUCUUGUACAUGCUCAUAUUCCUACAUCCGAAACAUUGCUUACAAACUGUCCUCUGACUAACUGA